Messenger RNA from Actinia tenebrosa (Australian red waratah sea anemone), 3903 nucleotides. RefSeq lists its product as uncharacterized. The record is from RefSeq and is a predicted model, not a curated record. NCBI's taxonomy places the organism in Eukaryota, Metazoa, Cnidaria, Anthozoa, Actiniaria, Actiniidae. Gene Ontology annotation, biological process: mitotic cytokinesis; septin ring organization; actomyosin contractile ring assembly. Gene Ontology annotation, cellular component: actomyosin contractile ring.
AAGAACGGUUCGAAAGUCUUCGGUCAACUGAAUUAUCAACGAGAAAAAACACGAAAUACUGCCCUCGAAUACGACAAAUACAUGGUUUAUAACGAUACUAGAAGAUGGAUCCAUUCACACAGAAACUCUUAGAAAGAACUCAAACCAGAAAGGAACAACUAGCCAAGAAAAAAGAAGAAUUGGCUGCUUGCCGUAACAAACGCAAUGCCCCAGCAGCACCAUCACCAGUUAAGCCACGCCGUCCUCUAUCAGAAGAUAAUACUGAUGAUAAAGACAAGCUGAUUGAUGACAACCAAAAGAGGAGGAUCAAUAGUGAUGGUAGUGUCCCCAAGACACCCAAAGAGCCUACUACUCCAAAAGCACCCAUUACUCCAAAGAGGGCAACUAUGCCCAAGGCACAAUCUGUACUGCAAGGACCAAGUACACCUUCCUCAGUGACUAAGGUUCGGGGUGGUGUAGAGAUUGACACUAGUAGCCCUUCUAUACAGGCUCGAAGAGAAAUGUUGAUUCUGAUGCAGCAGAAAGAUCAAGAAAACAAAACAACACCAAAAAAGCACUGGAAGAAGGCUCUAGAUAUGAAUUCCAAUGAAAACUCUAGUCCAACUGUAGCAGCCAGGUCUGCCAUCUUUGCUCAGGAUAAAGAUUCCCAACCCAUUUUUCCUAAGCCAUCUGUAUCAACCCCAGGAAAGAUUUCUGCAGAAAGAAAUGUCUUUGAAAAAAAUCCAGUUUCAGUUGAAGUUAAGGCUGUUAAAACUGAUGCUGCUGCCCCACCUAAACCACCAAGAACUAUUGAUGUGGAGAAAACACUGACUAGAGAGAAGAGCUCUUCCAAGAGAAAAGCACCUGCCCCACCAACUUCUUCUUCAGGUGGACAAAAAUCUGAUUCUGAAGCUGGCGAUACUCCUGUUCCAAAACCAAGAAGUGAAAGCAAGGUUGUUGGUAAUGAUAAUUAUGAUCAAACUAUUGUAUCAGUGAAGUGUGCAGAUGAAAAAAAACCUGCAAAGAGAGAGAGGUUAGGGGAGGGUGAUACACAUUCAACUGAAAGAACCAAUGCUAAAGAUGAACCAACACCCAAGCCAAGGAAGAGAAGAAGUGCUGAAAGUACUACUGGUGGCUCAGAAAACAGUAGCACUGGAGAAAGAAAUAAGAACCUUGAAGAUGAAAGAACCAAGAGGAGAGAAGAAAGAAAGAAAGCAAGAAUGGAAAGCAGAGAAAGGGGAGGAAUUAUGUCUGUAACUGCCCAGGCAGUUGAAAUCCUUGAAGGGAAAAAUGAAGCUAUACCAGUUGAGGUCAAUAGUGUUUGCACUCCCAGGAGUGACCAAAAAUCACGAGCAAAAGUCACUGUAGUUAGGUCUGAAUCUUCAGAAACAACUGCAGCAGUCAAACAAAAAGAUGCUUCAUCAACAAGCAAAGCAAUCCCAGAAACAAUUGCUAAGCCUGAAGAAAUCUGUGAUGCUAUACUUGAAGCGGUGGUAUAUGAUGAGCCAAAGAAACCAAUUUCAAAAUCCACUGUCAAGCCAAAAGAAGGUGUUUCUGAAUUCAAACCCUCGAGAGCAGCCCCUACUAGGCCUCCACCACCACAGGGGAUCUCACGGUUCGCCUCUCAGACUAGCAUUAAUUCAGGCUUGGAUGAAUUGAAUGAGACAGUUAAUCUCAAUGAUGUUAAUAUUCAUGAGAUGACCUUCACGUUUGACUUCAGUACGUUUGACAAAAUACAAGAAGACAGGGAGACCAAGUUCCAGAAAAGCUUUGAUGAACAGCAGAGAGAACUUGUAAAAGAGAAGAGAGAAACCUCAUGCAGUCAGUCAUCAGAUGACAGUGGUAUUGUAUCUCCCUACAUCUACGAACCAAAGACAAAGCUAGAGGUGGAACAGGCCAACAUGGGGGUGUAUAAGUCAGGAUAUAAUUCAGAAUCUGGUGAUCCGUAUGCUACCAAGAUGUACAAGAAAGCUAAACCACCUGUUCCUGAGAGACCAAAACCAGUGCAAGAUGUAAUCAAGGAGCUUCUUGAUGAGGCUGCAUCCCAACAGAACAUCAUCCUACAGACCAGUCAAGCACUUAACGUGUGUGACUCCAGUAACGACAUCUUUAAAGGCUCCCAGGAAGAAGUGGAGGCUGAACGAGUACUUUUACUGGCAUCUGAGCGCAAACAAGCUUGUUUAAACGAACACCACCGCAUCAAGAACAAAAAGAACGAAAGCAAGAAGGAUUGUAAUAAAGAUGCCUCUAAUGCGUGUACUUCAACAAUCUCCAUCGCAGGCAUUCGCCUUUCCCUGAAGCAAGAGUUUAUGGACGUUCUCAGAGUUGGAAUUAGACAUGAUCUUGGAGUGUUUCAUUUCGUGUGCCACGUACAGAACGGUCCACUGGAAAUCACCUCCACGAAAAGUCUAUCCAUCAACGACUGUAACGAGGGAAACUACCUGAUGUUUCCUGACAAGUUUGUUCUGGAAAAUGUCAACCCAGAUUUUGCUGUCGUCGUCAGGGUUUUUGGAAUGCACGUGCAGAAAUAUGUCCCGUCUGCAUCCUCAGCUGUUCAAAAAGGCAAGUUCUUCCCGUCACCAAAAGCAGCUAAAACCAAGCGUCACGGUAUUGACAGAGCAUCACCAGGCGCAACACCAAUGCCAGUAUUCAGAAAUUCUAACUUCAAGCUGAUAGGCUCUACCCGCGUGACUCUGUCCCAGAUUGGCUCCAAGAAGUGGAUGCUGGACGGUGUAGCAGAGGGCUGUCCACUAAAGGAUUAUAUACAGAUGAAAGUACAUUGUACGCCACAGUACACUAGCCACGUCAAGGGAUUCUUGACUGUUCUGGAAGAUGUGGGUGGGUUCAGUGCGUGGCAAAGAAGAUGGUGUGUGUUGGAAGGUGGAUUACUCUCGUACUGGAGGUAUCCAGGAGACGAAACUACACAGGCUCCUGUUGACACCCUGGAUAUUGGACAGUGCACUAGUGAUCACAUAACUACAGUACCCAGAGACUUGUGUGCAAGACCAAACACUAUUGAAGUCUGUUUGAAGAAGAACAACGAUCAAGUCAAAUUCCUUCUGGCUUGCGACACCAAAGAAGACCGCAUUACUUGGGUCAACUGUCUGAAUGAUGCUAUGUGUGACAUGAAAGCCUGGACUAAGUCCAAUAAAGGUCCCCUAUAUCCUGAACUGGGGCACGUAUCUGAUACCAAGGAACAACACGGAAAAUAAAGGUGCGCGCAACCACUACAGAUAUGAAAUAAUAAUAUAGUAAGAAUAUAUCAUAAUAGCAUAAUAAUUAUACUAGAUAUAAGAUCACAUAGCGAAGACAAGCCAGGCGAAGAUGUGGUUAAUUCUCAUUAUGUACACACACACCAUAUAAUUCUUAUUGAAUAUUCAGCAUUAGAUAUAUCAGGGCACUUUAUUGUAAAUAUUGCACGCAUUGUAGAAACUAGAAAUAAUGCCCGAGUGAGAUAAUGAGCGUUUGAACCAUUCUCAGUGACAAUGUGCGUCAACUAUGGUAACGCAUUUUGUAUUUUUAACCUCGUCAGAAACAAAAUUUUUAUUAUAUGUUUGAAUUGAUUUGAAGUAAGAAUAUGAGCACUCAUGCGCGCAGUUAGAAGCGAUGCGCAGCCAACGUAUCUCAUAUAACUCUAAGAAACGGCUCGUGUAGAUUAUUUAAUAGAAUGCAAGACUUGUGGGCCCACGAGCCAAGAUAUUCUGGAAGUAUUCUGACUUUGAACAAAGGGUGCAAGUUAUCAAAUAUUUUUUUGUUUAUUUUUAUUACUGAUUCUCGCUCGGCGCGUAAAACUAGUGUUUUAUUUUAAAGACAGAAGUCACUGAUGCAAUGCUCUAAUGUGUAUAAACGAAUAUGAAGUAGAAAGAAUACUUUUUAGCUGAUAUAAUGAACUUAUAAGCAUUAAAUGAUAUAUAGAGCACGGUA